CCCCACAGAUAAUGCCAUGGACGGGGGGGCUCAGCAGAGCAGCCUCUGGGAGCCCCCCGAGCAGGAUGGGGGUCCUGGUGAGCGGGAUGGGGGCGAGGGGCCGCCCGAGGUCAGGCGCUCCCAGCCCCUCUUCAUCCACGGCAGCAGCCGGCAGCCGCCACCGGAGGAGCCACGAGCGUCGUCGCUGCCCAGCAUCCCCAACCCCUUCCCCGAGCUCUGCAGCCCCUCCAACUCACCCAUCCUGAGCAGCCCGGCCCUGGGACAGGGACCCCCCCGCGAGGGCACCCCCCAUGUGGUGAAGGUGUUCGGCGAGGACGGCGUGUGCCGCUCGCUGGAGGCCUCGGCGGCGACCACGGCGCGGCAGCUCUGCGAGACGCUGGUGCGCAGGACGCGCGCGCUGCACGACCACAGCUGGGCCCUGGUGGAGCUGCACCAGCACCUGGCCCUGGAGCGCUGCCUGGAGGACCACGAGUCGGUGGUGGAGGUGCAGAGCUCCUGGGCCCCGGGCGCCGACAGCCGCUUCGUGUUCCGCAAGAACUUUGCCAAGUACGAGCUCUUCAAGAGCAACGCGCAGUUGCUGUUCCCUGAGGUGAUGGUGUCCAGCUGCCUGGAGGCCAACAAGAGCAUGGCGCACUCCGAGCUCAUCCAGAAUUUCCUCAACUCUGGCAGCUGCCCUGAGGUCCAGGGCUUCCUGCACCUGCGGGAGGCCGGGCGCAAGGUCUGGAAGCGUUUCCACUUCUCCCUGCGCCGCUCGGGGCUCUACUACUCCACCAAGGGCACCUCCAAGGACCCCCGGCACCUCCAGUACUUUGCUGACCUCACCGAGUCCAACAUCUACUACGUGACGCAGGGCAAGAAGCUCUACGGGACGCCCACCGAGUUCGGCUUCUGCAUCAAGCCCCACAAGGUGCGGAGCGGCGCCAAGGGCCUGAAGCUGCUCUGCAGCGAGGACGAGCAGAGCCGCAGCUGCUGGGUGGCCGCCUUCCGCCUCUUCAAGUACGGGAUGCAGCUCUACCGCAACUACCAGCAAGCGCAGGCACGACUGAGCCAACCCCCCUGGAUCGGCCCCACGCCCCUGCGAAGCGUCUCGGACAACGCGCUGGUGGCCAUGGACUUCUCAGGGUGCACGGGCCGGGUGAUCGAGAACCCCAGCGAGGUGCUGAGCGUGGCCCUGGAGGAGGCACAGGCCUGGAGGAAGAAGACGACGCACCGCUACAGCCUGCCCGCAGCCUGCCACAGCUCCCCGCUCAGCGCCGCCAUCCACCGCACCCAGCCCUGGUUCCACGGGCGCAUCUCCCGGGAGGACACCCAGCAGCUCAUGGGCCGCCAGGGCUUGGUGGAUGGGGUGUUCCUGGUGCGGGAGAGCCAGCGGAACCCCAAGGGCUUCGUGCUGUCCCUGUGCCACCUGCAGCGCAUCAAGCACUACCUCAUCCUGCCGAGCGAGGAGGAGGGUCGGCUCUACUUCACCAUGGACGACGGGCAGACGCGCUUCGCCGACCUCAUCCAGCUGGUGGAGUUCCACCAGAUCAACCGCGGCAUCCUGCCCUGCAAGCUGCGGCACUACUGCACCUGCGUGGCCCUCUGA
Messenger RNA from Lonchura striata (white-rumped munia), 1585 nucleotides. NCBI's taxonomy places the organism in Eukaryota, Metazoa, Chordata, Aves, Passeriformes, Estrildidae. The record is from RefSeq and is a predicted model, not a curated record.